Molecule: messenger RNA, 3319 nt
Organism: Sesamum indicum (sesame)
Lineage: Eukaryota; Viridiplantae; Streptophyta; Magnoliopsida; Lamiales; Pedaliaceae
Gene: AMY3
Product: alpha-amylase-like 3
Biological process (GO): carbohydrate metabolic process
Molecular function (GO): alpha-amylase activity; calcium ion binding
Source: RefSeq, a predicted model, not a curated record
GAACAUUUAUAUGUGUAAAUAUCUGCAAAUAACUCCAUUUCCAUCUCCAUCUCUGCUGAGGCAUGAGAAAAUGUCUGUAGUUACGACAGACCCGCGCUUCCUCCUCCUCCACCACCACCGGCGGGCUACGUCUUUCAAACCUGUCUCAAAGUUCAAGCUUAUUUCCCAGAGGCGCCAACCUUUUCACCUAAAUUGCAGGCAGACCCCAAACAGCCGCGGAAAUGUUGGCACCCGCCAUUCCUGCCCGCUCAACGCUUUAAGCUCUUCCGGAUCCUCCGUCGUUGAAACCUCCGAAUCAUCGGAUGUCACUUUCAGAGAAACUUUCCGUUUACAGAGACCUGAAAAGCUGGAAGGAAAGAUAACAAUCAGAUUAGACCAUGGAGAAAAUGAAGAGUAUGGGAAGCUUACCGUGGGUUGUAAUUUACCUGGAAAGUGGGUUCUUCACUGGGGAGUUAAUUACGUUGGUGAUGUUGGCAGCGAAUGGGAUCAACCGCCUCUCGAUAUGAGACCUCCAGGUUCUAUUCCCAUUAAGGAUUAUGCAAUUGAGACUCCUCUUGGAAGAUCACCUGCACUAUCGGAAGGAGAAGUAUUUUAUGAAGUGAAGAUUGACUUUAGUACAAACAGUUCAAUUGCAGCUAUAAAUUUUGUACUGAAGGAUGAAGAAGGUGGGAAUUGGUAUCAGCAUAGAGGAAGGGAUUUUAAAAUUCCUCUAAUUGAUUAUCUUCAAGAUGAUGGCAAUAUUUUAGGAGCCAAGAAGAGCUUGGGACUAUGGCCAGGGGCUUUGGGACAAAUAUCCAGCGUGAUUCUUAAAUCCAAUACUGCUGAUUAUAAAGGGGAUGACAUUGUAGAAUCUAACUUGCAAAAGAGGCCUCUUCAAGGUUUUUAUGAGGAGCACUCUGUCUUUAAAGAAUUUGUUACUGAUAACGCAAUGAGCAUAUCUGUGAGGUAUUGCCUCGAGAGAGCCAAAAAUAUUUUGUUUAUAGAAACUGAUUUACCUGGAGAUGUAGUCCUACACUGGGGUGUUCACAAAGAUGAAAGUAAGAGUUGGGAAAUCCCGCCUGAGCCAUAUCCUCCUGAAACAACCAUGUUCAAGAAUAAGGCUCUGCGGACUCUCUUGCAGCAAAAAGAUGAUGGAUGUGGUUCUUGGGGGUUAUUCACAUUGGAUGAUGUAUUCUCGGCGUUUGUUUUUGUGCUGAAGCUGAACGAAAACACGUGGUUAAAUUGCAAAGGGGAUGAUUUUUUCAUACCCUUGACAAGGUCAGUGGUUACAGAUAAAGAUUCUGGCCUAACUCAUUCUCAAGAUGAGGAACAGCUUAAGGAUUUUGGCUCUUCAGAGAAAUUUGGUGAUACUUCUGAUUCAAAUCAAGCAGGUCCAGCCUACGCAGAUGGUAUCAUUAAUGAGAUACGGAAUUUAGUGAAUGACAUUUCCUCUGAAAAACAUGGAAAAACAAAAAGCGUAGAAGCACAAGAGAGCAUUCUCCACGAAAUUGAGAAGCUUGCUGCAGAAGCCUAUAGUAUCUUUCGAAGUUCUAUGCCUACAUUUAUAGAUACCAAUCUGUCAGAAGAUGAGGAUUUACAACCCCCUGUAAAAAUAUCUUCAGGGACUGGUUCAGGAUAUGAAAUCCUGUGCCAGGGAUUUAAUUGGGAAUCUCAUAAAUCAGGAAAUUGGUAUAUGGAGCUUCAUGAAAAAGCCUCGGAAUUAUCAUCCCUUGGUUUUACUGUGAUAUGGUUACCUCCACCUACUGAUUCCGUGUCUCCUGAAGGCUACAUGCCCCGGGAUUUGUACAACUUAAACUCCAGGUAUGGGAACCUUGAUCAAUUAAAAGUUCUUGUGAAGAGACUUCAUGAAGUGGGUAUAAGGGUACUUGGGGAUGUUGUCUUAAACCACCGUUGUGCACAAUAUAAGAAUCAGAAUGGUGUCUGGAAUAUUUUUGGAGGUCGGUUAAACUGGGAUGAUCGUGCAGUUGUUGCUGAUGAUCCGCAUUUCCAGGGAAGGGGCAAUAAGAGUAGUGGAGAUAACUUCCAUGCGGCUCCUAACAUUGAUCACUCUCAAGAGUUUGUGAGGAAGGAUAUCAAAGAAUGGUUAUGCUGGUUAAGAGAAGAAAUUGGCUAUGAUGGAUGGAGGCUUGAUUUUGUGCGGGGUUUUUGGGGCGGCUACGUCAAAGAUUACUUGGAAGCAAGCGAACCUUACUUUGCUGUGGGGGAGUUCUGGGAUUCUCUUAGUUAUACUUACGGUGAGAUGGAUCAUAAUCAAGAUGCACAUAGACAGAGAAUUGUAGAUUGGAUUAAUGCUACGAAUGGAACUGCUGGUGCAUUUGAUGUCACGACAAAAGGAGUUCUUCAUUCAGCACUUGAAAGAUGUGAGUAUUGGCGAUUAUCAGAUGAGAAAGGAAAACCUCCAGGAGUGGUGGGAUGGUGGCCAUCUAGGGCUGUUACUUUUAUUGAGAAUCACGAUACUGGUUCCACUCAGGGUCACUGGAGAUUCCCAGGUGGAAAAGAAAUGCAAGGUUAUGCCUAUAUAUUAACUCACCCUGGAACACCAUCGGUAUUCUAUGAUCACAUUUUCUCCGAAUAUCAAUCCCAAAUAUUGGCACUCAUCUCUAUCAGAAAGCGUCAAAAGAUCCACUGUCGGAGCACAGUUAAAAUAGUCAAGGCAGAGAGAGAUGUUUAUGCAGCAAUUGUUGAUGAAAAGUUGGCAAUGAAGAUUGGACCUGGUCAUUUUGAACCCUCAAAUGGUGCACAAAACUGGUCUGUGGCCAUUGAGGGCAGAGAUUACAAGGUUUGGGAAGUAUCAUCAUGAAUAAAUGCGAACUUGAGUUAUUGUCUCCAGCCUAUAUAAGUUUAUCGAAGAGGUAUAUUAGUGACAUCUCAAAACUAUUCUGCAAAUGCUGUUACAGUCCUCAUGUUUGCUGCUUCAGGAUCCGGCUUUGGGCCUUUGUUGAACCGAAAUGGUCUUCAACUUAGUUAAAGGAAACAGAAAAUAAGACCAUCUCAUGGUAAAAUGAGAAAUUGAAGUGUGAGGCUUGAAACUGGAUUACUCAUCCAAAUUGGAGCUAAGCGAUGGGUUUUCACAGCCUUGCAUAUGCUGCAUAUGCUCCUAACAACUGUAUGUAUACUUUACCAAAAAUUAUUAUAUGUAUAUAUUUGUUAGUAUGUUGUAUAAAAGUAAGGGGGCGAGUGAUAUACUCUGUAAUAUUGCUGUAUAAACUGUUUUGGCAGAACGCAUGGAGUAGCCCAGUGCAUCUGAAGAAAAUCCCCUCUUUUAUGUCUUGAAAUACAAUCUAAUAAUGUAUUUGUACAUUUUCUUUUUCUUAUUUCA